Messenger RNA from Syzygium oleosum, 1779 nucleotides. Its product is annotated as polygalacturonase At1g48100. Lineage: Eukaryota; Viridiplantae; Streptophyta; Magnoliopsida; Myrtales; Myrtaceae. The coding region runs from base 1 to 1560 and encodes 519 amino acids. Gene Ontology annotation, biological process: carbohydrate metabolic process. The record is from RefSeq and is a predicted model, not a curated record. The transcript is spliced from 7 exons. Gene Ontology annotation, molecular function: polygalacturonase activity.
AUGGAGGGAUUGAGGUUCAGAAGCAUCACAUUUAUGCUUGUCAUAGCAUUUCUUGUUUGGUCUUCAAGUCUUGAAAUGUGCAAUGCCAGAAGAGGGAAGCAUUGGAGGCACAGCAGAGAAACCUCAGCAUCUCUGCUAAAGAAGAAGACAAAAAGACAUGGCAGUAGCCAUCACAACCACCAUGGAGGAUCAAAAUCUCCAACAGCUCCAUCUCACAAGACCCCAUCGUUGCCUCCGAGUCCUGAACCAGUAGAAGCCACGCCACCUUUGCCGCCACAGAAAGGUUACAAGGGUGGCCGCUCUGCCACCUUUAAUGUGCUUGAUUUCGGGGCCAAGGGUGAUGGAAGUACUGAUGACACAAAGGCAUUUGAAGAUGCAUGGGCCGCUGCAUGCAAAGUGGAGGCAUCGAUGAUGAUCGUCCCAGCAGAAUACGCAUUCCUCGUGGGACCCAUCUCGUUUUCGGGUCCAUAUUGCCAGGCAAACAUUUUAUUCCAGCUGGAUGGAACCAUAGUUGCUCCAACAGAGAACGAAGCAUGGGGAAAAGGUCUGCUACAAUGGCUCGAGUUCACAAAGCUAAGAGGGAUCACAAUCCAAGGGCAAGGAACUAUUGAUGGCCGAGGCUCCGUUUGGUGGGAGGACUACCCAUUUGAUGAUCCCAUCGACGACGAAACACGGUUCCUGAUUCCGUUAAACAGCUCCGUGGAAAGAAAUCCACCAAUGCCGGUGAGAAAUGAGCUCAGUGCAAAAAUGCCAAGCAUCAAGCCCACUGCUCUGAGGUUUUAUGGGAGUUUCAAUGUGACGGUCACGGGCAUUACAAUUCAAAACAGCCCCCAGUGCCACCUCAAAUUUGACAAUUGCAUGGGAGUUUUGGUUCAUGACAUGAGCAUCUCAUCUCCAGGCGACAGCCCCAACACAGACGGCAUUCACCUCCAAAACUCCAAAGAUGUGCUCAUUCAUAGCUCCAGUCUUGCUUGUGGAGAUGACUGCGUAUCAAUACAAACAGGAUGCUCAAAUGUAUACAUACACAAUGUGAAUUGUGGACCAGGACACGGGAUCAGCAUUGGAAGUCUGGGCCGGGAUAAUACAAAAGCAUGUGUCUCGAACAUCACCAUCCGAGAUGUCAACAUACACAACACAAUGACUGGAGUGAGAAUAAAGACAUGGCAGGGUGGAUCAGGAUCUGUGCAAGGAGUAAUGUUCUCAAACAUUCAAGUUUCUGAAGUGCAGUUUCCAAUCAUCAUUGAUCAAUUUUAUUGUGACAAAAGCACCUGCAAGAAUCAAUCAUCAGCUGUGGCAUUGUCAGGGAUUACUUAUGAAAGGAUUAGAGGAACAUACACGGUUAAACCAGUGCACUUUGCCUGCAGCGAUAGCCUACCAUGCAUUGAUGUGACUCUCACAGCUAUACAAUUGAAACCAGUGCAAGAACAGUACCACCUCUAUAAUCCCUUCUGCUGGCAGACUUUUGGUUUGUUGAGCACUCCUACAGUUCCGCCAAUUGACUGCUUACAAAUAGGGAAGCCAUCAAAAAAUAGGAUUCAAUCUGAUCAUGAUUCAUGUUGAGAUUAAUCUCAGUAUUCCAUCCCCCAUUCAAUUGCGUGGUCGGCGUGAGUUCCUGGCCCCUUCAUAUAAUUUGAGAGAUAGAUAGAGUUUGUAUAUUUGGGGAGUGCUUGUUUAUUCUUCUUUAGGAAGGUUAUAUUGAUGACCCAGGUAUGGGAGUAUACCAGCAGCACUAUUAGCUAAAGUCCAAUACUAAAGUGCACGACAGCCUUCAUUAUUAUA